AUGUCGUGUUCAUCCUCAUCUGGAUCAGAAGAAGACGAUGAGGGUUUCGAUGCUUACCGUAAAGGUGGAUAUCACGCCGUGAGAAUCGGGGACCAGUUUUCCGGUGGCCGUUACAUUGCUCAGAGAAAGCUUGGUUGGGGUCAAUUCUCCACCGUUUGGCUAGCCUUUGAUACGCGCACCUCUAAUUAUGUUGCUUUGAAGAUUCAGAAGAGCGCCCAACAGUUUGCUCAAGCUGCACUUCACGAGAUCGAACUUCUUCAAGCUGCUGCUGAUGGGGAUCCUCAAAAUACUAAAUGUGUUGUUCGUCUUAUCGAUGAUUUCAAGCACGCAGGUCCCAACGGGCAGCAUUUAUGCAUGGUGCUUGAGUUUCUUGGCGAUAGCUUGCUCCGCUUAAUCAGAUAUAACCGUUACAGAGGGAUGGAGUUGAAUAAAGUACGGGAGAUAUGCAAAUGUAUACUGACUGGUCUAGAUUAUUUGCAUCGUGAACUCGGUAUGAUUCACUCCGACUUAAAACCCGAAAACAUUCUUCUUUGUUCCAGCAUUGACCCUGCCAAGGAUCCCAUCAGAUCCGGACUAACACCGAUACUAGAAAAGCCAGAGGGAAACCAAAACGGUGCAGCAACCUUGAAUCUGAUUGAGAAGAAGUUGAAGAGGAGAGCAAGAAGAGCGGUUGCUAAAAUAUCAGGAAGAAGAGUUUCCAUAGUAGGUUUAAGUGAAACACCGAAAAAGACCAAGAGAAAUUUGGAUGGGAUUGAUAUGAGGUGCAAAGUUGUAGACUUUGGGAACGCUUGUUGGGAUGAUAACAAAUUUGCAGAAGAAAUACAAACAAGACAGUACAGAGCGCCUGAAGUAAUACUUCAAUCAGGCUACUCUUUCUCGGUUGAUAUGUGGUCUUUCGCUUGCACUGCUUUCGAGCUUGCCACAGGCGAAAUGCUUUUUGCUCCAAAAGAUGGAAAUGGUUAUGGAGAAGACGAGGACCACCUUGCUCUUAUGAUGGAACUCUUAGGAAAAAUGCCUCGGAAGAUUGCCAUUGGAGGUGCGAGAUCAAAGGAUUACUUUGAUAGACACGGCGACCUAAAGAGGAUCCGGAGAUUGAAAUAUUGGCCACUCGACCGUUUACUGACUGAUAAAUACAAGCUCCCUGAAGCAGAAGCACGGGAAUUUGCGGAUUUUCUUUGCCCGAUUCUUGAUUUUGCGCCUGAGAAACGACCUACUGCUCAACAGUGCCUGCAACAUCCAUGGCUGAAUCUCAGGACACAGAACAAUGAAGAUCAUAUAGAAGGUCGGAUGAGUAACUUGCAGAUCGAUGGUUGA
Messenger RNA from Arabis nemorensis, 1314 nucleotides. The record is from the annotation of a GenBank genome assembly. Lineage: Eukaryota; Viridiplantae; Streptophyta; Magnoliopsida; Brassicales; Brassicaceae.